This is a messenger RNA of Saprolegnia parasitica CBS 223.65, 1647 nucleotides long. RefSeq lists its product as hypothetical. The coding region runs from base 106 to 1629 and encodes 507 amino acids. Lineage: Eukaryota; Oomycota; Saprolegniomycetes; Saprolegniales; Saprolegniaceae. The record is from RefSeq and is a predicted model, not a curated record. The transcript has 6 exons.
CGCACGGCCUUGGGGCAAUCCUUGAAGAAGCAAAGUGCCAAUCACGAGCGUGGUCUAACUUUAGCGCGCUUUAUAUUCCUGAAGUAGGACACCCCGACGCUUGAAAUGAACCGCAAGAUCGGCUUUGACAACCGCGUCUGCUACGAGCGCGACGUGCUCAAGGCGCAAAAGCUGCACCAAGACCGACUGCGCUCGAUGCAGUCGUCGACGUACUCGCCGGCCGCGAGCAAACUCGACAACUCGCCUCCCAAGCACUAUGUCCAUUUGGACGCGCGCCUCAAAACGGCGCAGCUCAAGCAAGAGCGCUACCAGCAGAUCUUUGAAGAAAACCAGCACCUCGUGCGCAAGAUGACCCGCAUCGUUGCGGCGCACCCGACCGAGCGCGCGGUCGAGUUUCGACCGGGCAUGCGCUUGACGGUCGAGCAAACACCGAUGCUCGACUCGUACCUCUCGCCGCACUCGCUGAGCCGCGGGUGCGCGAUUGAGAAAGGCAGCUUGAACAGCGGGUUUCGCCAGCGCGAGCACGCGAAGAUCGAGGCCGAGAACCGCAAGAUGCUCGCGCGGCUCACGACGAAAAAGUCGGCCUACAGCGCCUCGCGCUGGGAUCGCGAGUACAAGGAGUCGCUCGUGCGCUUCAAGCACGUGCACCACGACGCGACGGUCGGGCACUUGCCGCCCAAGCAGCGCGACCCGUCACCGUACCACGCACGCGACAAGAGCGCGCUCCCGGUGAUCACACCGCGCGACGAGGUCAUGUCGGCGCCAUCGCCACACCGGCCAAGCCGCAACCCAUCGAACGCGCCUUCGUCCCCGCGCAAUGCGAUCAAGCGCGGGGUGCCAGCCCCGUCGGGAAGCCAGCGACCGCUCACGGUUGCAACGUCGCCGUCACGACGCCGGCAAACGUACAACACCAAGAGCGUCCCCGUCCUCCUCCUUGAGGCCACGACGUCGCUUGGCGUGCAUUUUACAAUCGAAGAAAUCCAGACGGCCUUCGUGACACCGACCGAGACGCACCUCGGCGACCAGGGGCUUCUGAUUCGCGCCAAGAAGGACGCUCGCAGCGGCGAGUGCCUCGUGACCUUACCGCGGCUCAAGGACGUGGCGCAGUCGUUGCCUGGCCGCAGCGAUAUCGAAGAGAAACUGCGUCGCAUCCAAACAAACGCCAACGUCGGCAACUUUCCCCGUGUCUCGGAAGCGCUGGACGAAGAGAACAUCAAGGUGCUCUUGAUCAAGCUCGUGCAAAGCGUCCGUGUCUCCGUGGGGCACGACGAGGGUAGCUUCAAGCUGUCGCUCGAGGUUGCUGCGCCGGCCGUGGCAGAACAGCCAUUGAGCGAUGCCUUGAAGCCCAAGCGAGAUGUCCGCACCGUUUUAUCGCUGUUUGCGUCCCGCGAGUUUCCGUCCCGGUCCUUCUUCAAGCACAAGGGUGCCCGGUACCUCUGUCGAGUGCACGUGUACGAGCUACGCCGGCUGCUCACGUUCCAUGCGCUCGACGUGGCAAGUGGCGAGGCGGUCAACUUUCAGUUCACAGACGCCGAACUUCUCUUGCACUUCAACAAAGGCAUGCCUGCGACCGUGCACGACGCGAACCGCAGCCUCUUGAAGCUGGCGCGGAAGCGCAUCCAACUUUAAUUAAGACGAUGUAUGGUA